Scomber japonicus (chub mackerel) is the source of this 989-nucleotide messenger RNA. RefSeq names its product ubiquitin thioesterase otulin. Gene Ontology annotation, molecular function: cysteine-type deubiquitinase activity. Gene Ontology annotation, cellular component: cytoplasm. Lineage: Eukaryota; Metazoa; Chordata; Actinopteri; Scombriformes; Scombridae. Gene Ontology annotation, biological process: protein linear deubiquitination. The coding region runs from base 1 to 630 and encodes 209 amino acids. The record is from RefSeq and is a predicted model, not a curated record. The transcript has 3 exons.
AUGGUGCUCAUGAUGCAAACACUCAGCAACACUCAUGAAACAUUGCUUCAUAUUGUGAGCACAGGUCAAAAACCUCAGGAAGUCAAAUGGCGCGCGGCGGUGGACUGCGGCUCGGCGGCGGAGCGUCAGCAGCUGUGCGAGCGCGUGUUCCAGGGAGGAGAAGAAGAGCUGGGUCUGCUGGAGGCUCUGAAGCUGCUGAUGCUGAGCCGAGCGGUGGAGCUGCACGGCUUCAUGAAGGCCGACGAAGACGUUCCUCUCUUCUGCUGGCUGCUGUUCGCUCGGGACUCGUCCGACUGCCCGCGCUCCUUCCUGUCCAACCACCUCAGCCACGUGGGCCUCAGCGCCGGCCUGGAGCAGGUGGAGAUGUUCCUGCUCGGCUACGCUCUGCGUUGCACCAUCCAAGUUUACAGACUGUACAAAGCCGACACCGAGGAGUUCGUCACCUUUUACCCCGACGACCACAAAGACGACUGGCCGUCCGUUUGCCUCGUUACCGAGGACGACCGCCACUACAACGUGCCGGUCGGAGAAGCUGCAGCAGAACAACCUGAAAAAGAAGAAGAAGAGGAAGAGAAGGAGGAAGAAGAGGAGGAGGAGAAAGAAGAAGAGGAGAAAGUUGCCUCCAGCUGAUUUCCGCUGCCAUAGAAACCAACUCCUCAGGUCGAUCAUGAAGAAUUAGAUUUACACCAAUAUGCUGAUUUGAGACCGUCUGCACACACUGUACUGUAAAAAGAAGAGUGUUUUCUAAUUUUGAGGGAUGUGUGUGUGUGUGUGUGUGUGUGUGUGUGUGUGUGUGUGUGUGUGUGUGUGUGUGUGUGUGUGUGUGUGUGUGUGUGUGUGUGUGUGUGUGUGUGUGUGUGUGUGUGUGUGUGUGUGUCCAGUUUUAGGCUGCAGGGUCCAGAACAUCAACCAUCAGAAUAACUAAAGCUGCCAACAGCACAAACACACUGGAGUUUUUCUCUCUCCCUCUUUUUCUCUCUUUCCAUCUC